AUGCAGGAACCGCCCCCGCCACCUUCUUCAUGCCCCGCCCAUCCUCCACGACUCACCCUUCCCUCCCCGGCCUCCUUCUACCUCCGCCGUCGCGCCGGCCCGCCCAGCCCUGCCGCCAUCCUUGAGCAGUGCGCCGUGAUCCCUGGAGCAAAAAAAAAUCUUCCUCCGACCGACCGGGCCGGCCCAGUUCGCCAGGCCACGACCCAGCCGGCCCAUGCCUCGCGCCUGCGCCGUUCCCGACUCCGGCGGGAGUCCCGCCCGACCACGGUCGCCGGCGCCGUCCCUGACGCGGACUCCUCCGCCGCCUCUCCUGCCCCCUCCUCCACGCCACCUCCUCCCCUCUCCUAUAAAACCCGAGGCCCCGGGCCCCGUUCCUCAUCCUCUGCCGCAACCGCCGCCCUCGCCGGAGCUCCCGUCCUGAGGAGAUCUGCCGCCGCCGCCGCGCUCCGUUCCGACUCCCCGAGCGCCGCCGACCCCACCAACCUCACCGUCGCGCCACGCCGCCCCUUCCCCGCUACUCCGCUGUCGCCGCCGACGCCUGGAGCCGUCGCCCCGUUCAUCGCCGAGCCACCGCCGUCGUCUUCACCGGCGACGUCGAUGCCCACCGCCGCGGUAAGCCACCGGCCGCCCUCGUCCGUUCGAUCUAGGAUGGACGGCUAG
Messenger RNA from Aegilops tauschii subsp. strangulata, 660 nucleotides. The record is from RefSeq and is a predicted model, not a curated record. Lineage: Eukaryota; Viridiplantae; Streptophyta; Magnoliopsida; Poales; Poaceae.